AUGACUUUGCUAUCCCCCAACUUUACCGUUACCUAUUGCCAAAACUGUGAUGGCGGUAUGCAGGAAAUGAGCACCAUGAUUGAAUGCCUCCGAACUGUCUUUCCUCUAGCUGCUAUUGAAACCGUCCGAGAGGAUCGCUAUCCACUGGAGGUCAAGAUUGUGGCGAGUACCCCCAUCAUCAGCGAGGAGAUACCCGUUUGGUCGGGUAAGCAACAACAUCUAUUCGAAAAGUACCGCGUGCGAAGGCGAAAGACCAUCAAAACAAUAAUAAAAAACUUGGAGCAAUUCAAACAAAACUUGGAGAACUCACAAGAGGCCUUGGACGACCAAUCUCUGGACCCAGAUGACGAGUCAAAAAUCAAUGUAGUCAAGAUUCAAGAAUUGCCAGCCUUGGUUUCAAUCGAGACUCCCUGA
Cylindrotheca closterium is the source of this 414-nucleotide messenger RNA. The record is from the annotation of a GenBank genome assembly. Lineage: Eukaryota; Bacillariophyta; Bacillariophyceae; Bacillariales; Bacillariaceae.